Molecule: messenger RNA, 779 nt
Organism: Fulmarus glacialis (Northern fulmar)
Lineage: Eukaryota; Metazoa; Chordata; Aves; Procellariiformes; Procellariidae
Gene: UCK1
Product: uridine-cytidine kinase 1
Exons: 6
Cellular component (GO): cytoplasm; cytosol
Molecular function (GO): ATP binding; kinase activity
Source: RefSeq, a predicted model, not a curated record
GUCCUCAUCCUCAGCCAGGACAGCUUCUACAAGGUGCUGACCGCCGAGCAGAAGGCCAAGGCGCUGAAGGGACAGUACAACUUCGACCACCCGGACGCUUUUGAUAACGACUUGAUGCAUACAACGCUGAAAAAUAUUGUUGAGGGCAAAACCGUUGAGGUUCCAACCUAUGACUUCGUGACCCAUUCUAGGCUGGCAGAGACGACGGUGGUCUAUCCCGCUGACGUUGUUCUCUUUGAGGGGAUCCUGGUUUUCUACAAUCAAGACAUUCGGGACAUGUUCCAUCUCCGGCUCUUUGUGGACACGGAUUCCGACGUCCGGCUGUCCCGCAGAGUUCUGCGAGAUAUGAAACGUGGGAGGGACCUUGAGCAGAUCCUCACCCAGUACACCACGUUCGUCAAGCCUGCCUUUGAGGAGUUCUGCUUACCGACAAAGAAGUAUGCAGAUGUGAUCAUCCCCCGAGGAGUUGACAACAUGGUUGCCAUAAACCUCAUAGUGCAGCACAUUCAAGACAUCCUAAACGGAGACAUCUGCAAGUGGCAGCGAGGGGCAAUGAACGGACACGGUCGGACCUACAAGCGCCCAUUCCCUGAACAAACAGAGAGCAGCAGCGUGCUAGCGGCCGGCAAACGCUCCCACCUGGAGUCCAGCAGCCGUCCGCACUAACGUCUCGGCGUCUGAAGGAUUUGCCUCUGGUCCAGACCAACACUGAAGACAACUUUGGGAAAGAAGGACUUCAACAGAAUGGUUGGUGAAGUGCCCUUUAAAUCAUCCUAGCA